Molecule: messenger RNA, 1903 nt
Organism: Quercus lobata
Lineage: Eukaryota; Viridiplantae; Streptophyta; Magnoliopsida; Fagales; Fagaceae
Product: Chaperone DnaJ-domain superfamily protein
Exons: 5
Coding region: 194-1780 (528 amino acids)
Source: RefSeq, a predicted model, not a curated record
AGCUAGGAAAAACGCUGAGUUCCACGUGGCUCUGCUCAUGGCGCGAAGCCUCCCAAAUUCCGUGCACUCAUCGGUGAUCGUACCACGAGCUCAACUCAAUUCUUCCCCCACCGGCCCACCCAACCUCAAUUCUCAGCUCUGCAUCAUUUCUAAAAUUUCCUUUUCCUUCUUUUGUUUUGGAAGAUAAAAAGAAAUGACUUCUCUUGUUGCACACUAUCUCCGGCGGCAAAUUUAUCAAAUUUCAGUUCAAAUAAACCACAGCAAAGCUAAAAACUGCUUGUAUCCGAGUCGUAGAACUCGGUGGUUCAGUAGCGGCACUGAGUCGGCUGGGACCGAGUUCCCCGGAGACAACGCGUACGACCUCUUAGGAGUUUCACAGACCAGCUCAUUCGCCGAAAUCAAAGCCUCGUUUCACAAACUCGCUAAAGAAACUCAUCCGGACCUCGCUGAGUCGAAGAACGAUUUCUCUGCUUCUCAGCGGUUUGUGGAAAUUCUCGCGGCCUAUGAGAUUCUUUCGGAUUCUGAGAAGAGGACCCAUUAUGACAGGUAUCUGAUAUCUCAGAGAAGGCUUAUGCAGAAACAUUCACAACAAGGAACAAGAAUAUCCACAUAUAAGCCCCAUGAUGUGACGACAUUUAAGCAAAUGGAAGUUGUUGAAUGGUUAAGGUGGUAUAGAUUUGCUAUAAAUGAUAUAGUGUCAAAUAAGAAGGUGGUUGUUGGAACAGGCUAUUUUGAUGAGCUUGAAAGGGAUUUUUAUUCUGCCAUAAAUGCAGCGUACUAUGGCCCUAUAAUUGAUUCAAUGGAUCUUCUUCCUGACCGCUUUGAAGCUGAGGAGAGAUCUGUUUAUGAAACUCCUGAGGUUCUGCACUUGGUUUCAGGGCGUGAUCUUUUUGGGAUGGUCUGCUUGGUCAAUAAACUUCCCAAAUUAUCUUUUUCCAGCAAUGAAAAAUUAACUUCAUUUGCAUCUAUGGGUUCAGGCAUGCGUCCUACAUUUGAGGAUAUGAGCAUCCACAUGAAAUCGGAUAAUGUGGACGAUUUUGGAACUCCUUUGAUGGAAUCUCAGAAUGUUACAGAUCACACAUCAGAUGCAUAUAAAGAUCUAGAAUUACAUAUAUUUGGGAGGCUGGUUGCUGUGGCUACUAGACUCCCUCCUAAAAGCUAUUGCAAUGGGGUACACAAUGAAGAUGCUCAAGACCAGAUACAUGUAUUUCUUAGUUCACAAGAAGAUCCAUCCAUGCAUAUUUGUGAAGGGUCCUCUAUAGAUCAGUUUUCUUGUGGUGCAGUUGGAACAAGGAUUCCAUUGGGAACCAUAACUGGACUAGGGGCUGGCCCAGAAGAAGGGUCUUGCUUUGUCUAUGAUAGCAGUGGUACAAAAACCCAUGUGCUUAUGAAACAUAGAACAUUGCUGGUUAAACACAUGCACUGGUUUGGAGUGGGAGAAGAAGUUUCUGUGUGUGAAUGUAGAUGCAGUAGAGCCCGUUUACCCCCAAGCAAAUUUUGGCUGUUCGAGCCUCGCAGUGCCAUGCAUGACAUUGGUGGUUGGUAUGUUGAAACAUUCGGCAGAGAUAAGAAAGGCCACACAGUCCUAUCACAAAGGCAUUGGGACGGAUUUGAUGCAGGUGAAGAGUUUGACAAGAGGCUCCAUCCAGCAAUGUAUUUGUUUUCUCUUGCAUAUAGAACUCUAGAUCUUGAAGAUGCCCAAAGAAGGAAAUCAAUGGUCAGGGAUGCUGUUGAAGGGCAGCUGUAUAGAAUUCUCAGUUGGUGCAAGAAAAUUGUUUAGGAUGGAUACCACAUAGCCUUCUGAUGCUAUAAAUGCUUCAUUUCUGAUCUGAGAUGACUAUCUGUUGAUUAGCAUUCAUAUUCAAUUGCACAAGAGUUUCAGGAAGCAGAGUUGCACUGACUG